AAACAGGUAUUUUCAAGUUGAUCAAUUGAUAAGGAUAAGUCGAAUUGGUAAAACUGGUAUACAUUAGAACAUAGAUGGCAAUGAUAGUUUGAAUAAUCGAGUCUCAGGUAAUGGAGUGCAUCGUAUUAAUUUCAACAUUAAUCUCGGACGAGAAGAAAAUCGGUCAACGACUUUCAAUCGGUGUGCAUACGGUGAGAAGAACCGAACACACGCGCCAUAUUCAUAUUAUUGCGUAAGGCCAAGGUAUUGGCCCUCAAAAUGUUAAGCUGUGGUAGAAUUAUUGGACAACUGUCUAAAGUAACAAGGCACGCACAUACUAAUCAUUCCUAUCGAACUUUAAAAUAUGUCGGCAUUUUCAGUGUUAAUAGAUUGUGUUAUAGUAAUGAUGCAAAUAAUAAAAAGCCAUAUAGGACACCUGGUACUACAAUAAAACCAGAGGAAUGUUUACCUGAGUCUAAAUAUUCUAAACCAAAGAAACCGCUUCCUGCUUGCGAAGCUCAACGUGAUGGUACUUGUCCACCUUCUUGUAAACCAGAUUAUACACAAGAAGAUGGUAAUGGGAAGAAUGGUAAAUUUCCAUAUUGGAAACAUUUAUUGGCCACCUUGAUAAUAGCAGGAGUGACUAUUUAUGCGAUUUCUUCUUCAGAAUGGUUUACGGAUAAAUUUGACUCACAGUCUGACACCAAAAAAAAAAAAGAUACAGAAAAAAGAUAUAAAAGAUCAAAGGAUGUAAUAAAAACUCCAGCUGUAUCUAAAUCAAUACCUCAGGAAGUACCUUAUCUACUGAUAGGUGGAGGAACUGCUGCAUUUUCAGCAUUUAGGUCAAUUAAAUCUAGGGAUCCCAAAGCUAAGGUUUUAAUAAUAAGCGAGGAAGAAGAUUUACCAUAUAUGAGACCGCCAUUGUCUAAAGAAUUAUGGUAUAAUACAGAUAGAGCAACAAGUGCAAAAUUGAAUUUUAAACAGUGGAAUGGAACGCAGAGAAGUCUUUUUUAUGAACCCCGUGAAUUUUAUACAAACGUUGAUAAACUAAUGCAAUUAGAUAAAGGUGGAGUAGCUGUAGCAGUUGGUUGGAAAGUAACCAAAAUUGAUGCUACAAAUAAAAUUGCUGUACUUGAAGAUGGUCAUGAAAUCAAGUAUGAUAAGUGUCUUAUAGCAACAGGUGCUUCGCCUAAAAAUCUUCCAUUAUUUGAAUCUGCUUCGGAUGAAGUUAAAGAUAAAAUUAUAGCCUAUAGAACAAAACAAGAUUUUCUUGAAUUAGAAGAAAAUAUUCAUAAUCCUAAUUGUAAAAAUAUAGUUAUUAUUGGAGGUGGUUUUCUUGGUUCUGAGCUAGCUUGUUCACUUGCGAGAAAUUAUCCAGACAAAAAUAUAAUUCAAGUUUAUAAAGAAAAGUAUAUAAUGGCUCAAGUAUUACCUGAAUAUUUGAGUGAAUGGACAACAAAAAAAGCUAUGGCGGAAGGGGUCAUUUGUACGCCAAAUGUAGAAGUUUCAGAUUUUUCCUAUAAAAAUAAAAAACUCAAUCUUAUCCUAUCUGAUGGCAACACUAUUGAAGCUGAUCAAGUAAUAGUAGCCAUAGGAGUUAAAGCAAAUGCAGAUUUGGCAACAUCCUCACAAUUAGAAGUACAUCCUAAUGUAGGAGGUUUUCUUGUUAAUGCCGAAUUAGAAGCAAGAAGUAAUUUGUGGGUUGCUGGAGAUGCUGCAUGUUUUUAUGAUGUUAGAUUGGGUAGACGAAGAGUAGAACAUCAUGAUCAUGCUGUAAUUUCGGGUAGAUUAGCUGGAGAAAAUAUGACCGGUGCAGGAAAACCUUAUUUGCAUCAGUCUAUGUUCUGGUCUGAUUUAGGACCAGAAGUAGGAUAUGAAGCAAUUGGUAUUGUAGAUUCAUCUUUCCCAACUGUUGGAGUAUUUGCAAAAGCAACUGAAUCAGAUAAACCAAAAGCGUCACUUACUGAAUUAACUGAUGAAGAGAAAGCCAUAGCACAAACUACGGAAGAGACUAAAAAAGAAGAAACACAAUUACAAAAUGAUACACAAUCUUCAACCUCAGAAAAUGAAAAUAAAAAUGUGACAAACAAUAUGACGGAUGUAAAGGAACCUAAAAAACAUAGUGACUUUGAAAAAGGUGUUGUAUUCUAUUUACGAGAUGAUGUUGUAGUAGGCAUUGUACUUUGGAAUAUUUUUCAUCGUAUGUCUAUAGCUAGACAGAUAUUAGCAAGAGGCACAAAAUAUGAUGAUUUAAAUGAAGUAGCAAAACUAUUUUCAAUUCAUGAUGACUAAAUAAUAACAUUGACUACAGUGUGUGUGGUAUGUGUAUGACAAUAUUAUAAAGUCACUAUGCUGUACAUAUUCGAAAUGUUUAUAUAAAAGUCUUCAAGCAAUAUCACAUUAUAUAUCUAUGAGUUUUUAGAAUGUAUGGUAUGUACAAAUAUCAAUGAUAUAUUCCAUAGUAUACAUUGAGCAUUGUUAGAAGUAGUUCACAAAAAGCAUUUAUGAAGUAAAAUAAGUCGAACAUGAAACGCAUUGUACAGGAUAUUAAUUAUUGUUUAAUAACAUUUAAAAAAAAAAAA
Molecule: messenger RNA, 2561 nt
Organism: Polistes dominula (European paper wasp)
Lineage: Eukaryota; Metazoa; Arthropoda; Insecta; Hymenoptera; Vespidae
Gene: AIF
Product: Apoptosis inducing factor
Biological process (GO): mitochondrial respiratory chain complex assembly; apoptotic process
Cellular component (GO): mitochondrion; cytoplasm
Molecular function (GO): protein dimerization activity; FAD binding; NAD(P)H oxidase H2O2-forming activity
Source: RefSeq, a predicted model, not a curated record